This is a messenger RNA of Vicia faba (fava bean), 2832 nucleotides long. NCBI's taxonomy places the organism in Eukaryota, Viridiplantae, Streptophyta, Magnoliopsida, Fabales, Fabaceae. The record is from the annotation of a GenBank genome assembly.
AUGGAUUCUAGAGCAAUGCAAGAUGAACACCCUCAUGAUGAGCAUGAGAAGAAAUCGGUUCUCAAGAAAGUGAAGGCAAAGGCUAAGAAAAUCAAGGACACAAUCACAAAACCAAAACAUGGUCAUCAUGAUGAUGAUCAUGAACAUGGUCCUGGUCAGGAGCAUGAACAAUAUCAGUAUGAAAAACAACAUAUUCCUGAUGAUCAUGACUUGGAUCAGGAAGAUGAUGAGGAUGAGCAAGACCCAGAAAUUCAUGGAGCACCAAUUUAUGAUAGUGUUGCAGUUAGAAAUGUGACACCACAUGUCCAAGGAGUGGAUUUUGGAGGAAAAACUCUUAUGGGAGAAGAACAUCAUCAGCAUGAGCCAGGUAGAACAUUUGUGAAGGAAGAGAGAACAAUGAUUUCUAAGGUUAAUUUGGAGGAAGAUCCUCAUGCACCAGGAAGUAGAUUUGAAGCAAAUGUUCCAGCAAAUUAUCAAACCAAGGUCACUGAUCCAACUGGGACAGGUGGUGCUGAAAUUGAUAUUAGUCCAAUUCAAGAAUCUAUGGAGAGAAUGUGUAAACAAAAUGAGCCAAAAAGUGUUCCAACUCCAACCAUUUGUGAAACACAAUACCCUUCACCUUGUGUUGGAAUUCACAACCAAUUUCCACCUGAGCUUUCUAGAGAAACCAAAACACCUUAUCCAUCAUCAACUAUAACACAUGACCAGAACUUACCACAACUUUCUUCUGAGAUCAAAACUCAAUACCCUAAAAACAAUGAACAGUUCACACCAGUUUUUAGUACUUCAACACAAACUCAACACCCUAGUCAUGACCAAAACUUGCCACAUUUUUCCAAUGUAACAAAAACUCAAUACCCUUCUUCUGCUACAACCCAUGAUCAUUUCACACCACAGCACCAUUUUGCUACAAGCCAUGACCAACAUUUACCUCAAUAUUUCAAUGAAACAAAAACUACACCAAUGUUGAUACCAAAUGAGCCUAAACCUGCAACAAGCCAUCUGCCACUGCCUUCUACUGGAAGGCAUGAUCAGUUUAAACCAGAACUGAUACCAACUGAACCAAAACCUCAACACUAUUCUGGAACAAGCCAUGACACAUAUUGUUCAGGUGCAAUGGAAUCUCAUGAGCCUCAACAUCAACACCAAUUCGCUACAAACAUGCCACAACAUUUCAGUGCAAUGAAAACUCAGUAUCCAUCUUUUGAGCCAAAACUUCAACACCAAUAUGUUACAAGCUUGCCACAGCAUUCAAGUGAAAUAAAGACUCCGUACUCAUCUUCUGGAAGCCAUGAUCAGCUAAGAGCAGAGUUACCAACUGAGCACCAUUCUCCACAAUAUUCCAGUGCCAUGAGAACCCAAUACCCUUCAGCUGGAAGCCAUCACCAGUUUAAAGCAGAUUUACCAAGUGAGCACCAUUCUCCACAACAUUUCAGUGCCAUGAGAACUCAAUACCCUUCUGCUGGAAGCCAUAAUCAGUUUACACCACAGUUUCACACCACUAACACAAACAUCACAGCUGAAGAUCAACCUCAGCUUCACACCACUAACACAAACAUCACAGCUGAAGAUCAACCUCAGCUUCACAAUGAAUCAACGGAGACCUUAUCAAAUAAAAGCAACGACAGUUACACCGACAAAAUGUACUCUGCAGCUUCUACCAUUGCUGACAAAGCCACAGAUGCUAAAAAUGCUGUUGCUUCAAAGCUUGGAUAUGGUGGUGAGAACGAAACAACCAAAAGUAGUGAAACACGGUCGAACCAGAACAGUUUUACAGAGAAAAUCUCGUCUGCAACAUCUGCAGCAGCUGAAAAAGCCGCCACUGCUAAAAAUGCGGUUGCUUCAAAGCUUGGAUACAAUGGUGAGAACGAAACAACACAAACUAAAAGUGGUGAAACACAGUCGAACCAAAACAGUCUUACAGACAAAAUAUCAUCUGCAACAUCUGUAGCUGUUGACAAAGCUGCAGCUGCUAAAGACAUGGUUGCUUCGAAGCUUGGAUAUGGUGAAAAGGGAGAAACAACAAUUGGUGAAACACCAUCAAACCAGAGCAGUUAUACAGAAAAAAUAUCAUCUGCAACAUCUGCAGUAACAGAUAAAGUCGCCACUGCUAAAGAUAACCUUGCAUCUAAGCUUGGAUAUGGUGAAAAAGGAGAAACUGGUGAAACUCCAUCAAACCAGAACCAAAACCAAAGUAGUUAUACUGAGAAAAUCUCUUCUGCAACAUCUGCAAUAGCUGAUAAAGCUGCAUCAGCUAAAAACACAGUAGCUUCAAAGCUGGGCUUCGGUGAAACCGAGAGAGAUUCUUCUUAUGAAGUGUCACCUGCAGAAUAUGGAAACAGAAUAGCAGCUUCCUUGACAGAGAAGUUAUCUCCAGUUUCUGAAAAAUUUACAACGGUGGAAAAUGAAAGAUGGAGUGGCGGUAUAGAACAAGAUAAAGGGGUGUCUAUAAAAGACUAUGUGUCUGAAAAGCUAAGACCUGGUGAAGAAGAUAGAGCACUUUCUGAUAAAAUAUCUGAGAGUUUGUAUAAGAAAAAUGUAGAUGAAACUGUGGAAGAAGUUUAUGAUGGUGAUUAUAAAGGAAAAGGUAGGGAUGUGAAGAAAGUUGUAUCUGAUGCUCUUCACAAGAGAGGAGAGGAUGAUGUUGAUGAGGGCAGGAGAAAACCAGUUAGGGGAAAGGUGACUGAGAGUGAAGAGGUGAAGAGAAGGUUAGGAGGUUGGGAUGAAGAGAUAAAAGAAGGAGAGUUUGGAAAGGGAAUGGUUGAUAUGGUUAAGGAUACUGUUGAGUCUUGGUUUGGGAAACCAGGUGAGAAUGAAGCAACUCAAGGUUAG